CGAGUUUUCGGCAAAGCAAAAAAUAGUGUGGCGUGUUCCACGAAAAAAUAUGUGCGUGUGCUGACAGCGAGAUAUGAUCAGUUCAACACGCGAGGAGUGCCAUCGAAGCUACAAACGGAGAGACGAUUGUUGCUCUCAUAACGGCAGCAGCAGUGCUGCUUGCCGGCUUCGGGGAAAGUCCUCGGACACGGGGCAGAAAGUGUCGGCCCUAACGGGCGCCAGCUGUCAUGCCUGUGCUAGCGUUGACGCCGCCGUGGGCCUGGCCCCACGGUGAGCUGAGCGGAACCGGGCGUGGCAGCUUAUGGUCGUAGCACAGUAAUGCACUCGUCACCGGCAUAUUUAUUCCCUCGUUGCGCUUUUUUUUGGACGAGGCGGCAUGUUGGUUGCUGCGUUGCUUGUUGACGUUCCUUCUUAGCGUGGCCUCCCUUCACGUGUUCACUGCAGUCUCUGUUGUCGUCAGGCCUUGUUGCUGGUCAACUUGGUCGGUUGAGGGCGGGGGUUGUGCGUGUGUUCGUGUGUGUGGAUGUGCAGCGUAUGUUGUGUCUGUUCACUUGCGGCCAGUGUCCUGUGUGUCUUGCCUUGUCCUUGCAACCUGGGUUAGCCGUGUGAUAACCCAACGAGGCUUAUUCGCGUGUUGAACCACAAAUUAAAAAAAAAAACCAACAAACAGCAC
This is a messenger RNA of Salpingoeca rosetta, 673 nucleotides long. RefSeq lists its product as uncharacterized. The transcript has 3 exons. The coding region runs from base 74 to 274 and encodes 66 amino acids. The record is from RefSeq and is a predicted model, not a curated record. Lineage: Eukaryota; Choanoflagellata; Craspedida; Salpingoecidae.